ACUUGACAAUUAACAAAUUCGAAAGAAAUUUUAAUUCUAUUGCGAUAACCUUUAAAAAAAAUUAUUUCUCGUAAUAUUUUUUAUAAUUUUACAAAAAACUACAGAUUUCUUUAAUACAAAAAUAAUUAUGGAAGGAUUUGAGAUAAGGAUAUCUAAUAGCCAAAAGGGAAAGGGGCUGUUUGCAACAAAGCAAUAUAAUGAAGGCGACAUUAUUUUAGAGGAAGACCCUUUAGUGUCUUGCCAAUUUGCUUGGAAUGCAGCCUACAGAUACUUAGCAUGUGAUCAUUGCAUGAGACCCCUGGAGACACCGGAACAAAAUGUAAUACGUUUAUCAGGCAAACCGGAUAUUUUAUUGCCUCAUUCCAAUUGCUUUGAAGAUGAUCUGUUAAACAUUACGAGUUGCAACCAAUGUGGUAUACUGUAUUGUUCCGAAGAAUGUAAAGUGAACUCUUUAGCUAUUUAUCAUCGUACUUUGUGUUAUAUACAGAAUGAUGCUCAUCAUCCUAUAAAUUUGCUUAUAGAGACAUGGAAACAAAUCCAUUAUCCUCCAGAAACAGCAAAUAUAAUGCUUCUAGUUAGAAUAUUGGCAUAUAUACAGCAACAUUCCGAUCCAGCAUCUGCUGCUGCAACAAUCAAACAAUUUUGUCACAGAACUGUUAAUGAAGAUGCGGAACUAGUCCACAAAGUAUUGGGUGAUGAGUUUAGUAGUCAGUUGAAUACUCUGAGGGAAAUGACAGCAAAUGUUAUUAAUGGAGAAUAUAUACAAGAGUUCCUAACUCCUGAAGGAUUUUGUUCUCUGAUGGCCUUAGUGGGGACUAAUAGUCAGGGCAUCGGCACAAGUCCCCUUUCACUGUGGGUCACUUCGGUGUCACAGUUGACCAUGUCAGAUGAUGAACGACAACAACUUGAUAUGUUUAUCGAUAAACUGUAUCAGUAUGUUGAAGAAGAAUCUGGUCAAUUCUUAAAUACAGAAGGCUCUGGAUUGUUCCAAUUGCAGAGUGCUUGUAAUCACAGCUGUGCGCCAAAUGCUGAGUCUUCAUUUCCAUAUGGAAAUCACAGGAUACAACUCAAAGCAUUGAAACCAAUAAUGCCAGGACAGGAAAUAUAUAUAAGUUAUCUUGAUGACUGUACUCUGCAAAGAUCGAGGCAUUCAAGACAGAAGGAAUUAGCAGAGAACUACCUGUUUAUGUGUUGGUGCGAACGCUGUAGUUCUCAAAGUUCUGAGCCAGAUUGUACCAGCGAGGAGGAUAAUAGUGAAGAAGAGAUUGAUGCGGAUGACUGAUGUUCUAACUUCCUUGCCCUGUGCUUGCUGGGCAUUUAAGACUCUUGUGACAACAAUAUUUACUAUAUUUUUAAUAAUUUAAUAUUUUCCUUUCCCAAUAAGUGUGCAACAUGUAAGACGUUAUACAAUCACAUUGCUCUUAAGGGAUACAUGUGUUGUGUAUAAAUAAACACCAGUUAUUCUACUGCCAAAGUAAUACUUAUUAUUGUGUAUGUGUGCCAAUAAAUAAGUAAGGACUAUAAAAUAGAUUUGUAAUAGACUAGAUACCAUAAGGAGUCUGUAUCUCAAGUAGGCCACAUACUUGCCGUUCCUAUCUGAUAUUAUCAUGUACACAGUUAUCGAAUCACUUUGGAUUUUUAGAUCUUUCAGUAAAUUCAUUAUUAAGUACAAUGUUUUUUGAACUAUAUGAAAAUUAUGUAAAAUAUUUAUAAAAAAUAAAAAGAAAUAUUAUUAGUGAAAAUAUUUUUAAGAAUAGUGUCGCUAUUAUAGUUUUGAAAAAAUGACACAAUUUUUUCAUACUAUUUAAUAAACAGGCAGUAUCUAGCCUACUACAAAUAUGUAACAACAGGAAUAAGUAUUGUCCUUGUAUUGAUGAGCGAGGUUUGCUCAUAAUCUUAUCUGUAUGUCCGUUUAUAGUCCAUAAAAAAGAAAAUGUCUAUUUUAUAUACAUACUACUGUAAAAAUAUUGUAAAUGUAUUCAUAAGCUUUUGUGUCUACUGCUAGAACCUUUAAUAUGUUCCUUGGUAAAUAAUAUUAUUGCCCUAGUUUUUUUUAUAAUAUUUAGAUAUAUCAAUGCAUUUUGUACUUUUAAAGAUAGGACUUUGAGAUUUUUCGUGCAAAUACGUUGUAUAUAAUAAAUUCUGUAGGAUCAUAUAUUUACACGUUUUUUUAAAAACAAUACUAUUAAAUGGAAAGCAUAAUCAGCGAUGAGAAUGGGACCUUUUGGAACUGUAACACGCGCGAUAGCUUGCCAGCGGUAGUCUCGGCAAACUCGCGUCCAUGCUCGCGACAUAUUGUUCCUUGUUUGUCUGUAGUUUUUCUUUUUCGUAUCGUAUGAAUGUUUUAGUGAUUAAAUUAUAAAAAAUGAAUCUAUGUACCAAUUGAAAAAAUAUAUUAUCUAUUCCAACCAUAACCGGAAAAAGAACAAAUAAACAACAUUUGAUAGCAAAUUGUCGCGAUAUCAUUGGUUGAGAGUUUGAUUAAUCUAACCUAUAUACUAUGGAUUUGCGAAAAAAUGGCGUUUUGAUCGUCGACGAAAGUGUAAUAGUGUUGUAUUAUAAAUAGAUAUAUUAAUCAUAAACUCUUAUGCACAAUAUAGCUGAGCUAUUACAAAUCGCAUGAAAUAGGUAAAUAAGGUUUGUUUAUCUUUUUUCCUACUUCGAUUGGAAUAGGCUAUACAUACAAACAACUUUGCUUACGUUGCUAUUUUUUUAAUUUUUUUAACGAUUUACUUUGACAAAGUUCCAGCUCAUUCUGUCAUCGCGGAUUAUACUGUAUGUUUAUAAAUUAAUCAUAUCAAUUAGCUUGGGUGCUUAUUGACUUGAAUCACAGUUAAAUAUUUAAUUGGGACAAUAUAUCAAGAUAAAUAUAUGCACUUCAUGACCUUGACCUUAACCCUCUUCCGUUCAUAAAACAAUGUCACGCUGAUGUAAUAUCCCUUUGCGAUACGAACUUGUUUCAUGUGUAGUCCCGUGAGGGUAUUUAUUAUAAUCUUAGUAAUUCUAAUAAUGAGUAUAGAGUAGUAUCUUAGAUUAUAAAACAAGGGAGAAAUAGUGCGCGGAAUUAUAGUGAGCAACAAAAGCGAAUACAAAUUCAAAAUCCGAACGCUCCAUCUGUCUUUUGUUUUAUAAUUUGGGGGUAGUUAUACUAUAUAUAUAUAAAGUCCACUCUUUGAUUCUGUAAGUUUUAUUAAAUAAAAAUUAUAUUUAAAUUGUGUAUGGAAAGUAGUGCAAGAUUUACGCAAUUUUUUUUUGGCAAAAAUACGGUGUACUUGAGCUGCGUUUCCAUAAAAUGAAUUGGCUACUAUUGUGUUGUCAACACUUGUUGAUGGUGCAACUUAAUAUAAUUUAGGUUGUCAACAAAAAAAGCCACGAUUUGUAAUCGUUGGUGAUUACACUAAAAUUGACAACUAUUUCAGUGGAAACGCACAAUCAAAUAGAGUAAGAUUGUGAACUUCAUCAAUUGGAAGCAAGUUAGAAUUGGCUAGGAUCGAAAUUUAAAUUUUUAAUAAAUAAAAACUUAAUUCGUUUUAAUUUAGAUGUAAGUGAAUAUUGUACAGGUGAAUACGAAUUUGGCAUUUGGCCUAAAAAUGUAACGGCCUAAUUAUAUUAAUUAAAAAAUCCGUCGUCAUAUUAAGUAAUAUAGCUUACGUUUUAUUCGUUUAAAAACAUCAAGAAAUAAUAGUGUUAUUACGUCAUAGAUAUAUUUAAACGUUUAAGAUUUAAUUCAUGUUAUGAUUGUUAAGCCUAAGUAUUUGAUAUUAGAUCAGAAUUAAAUGCAUUUUAAAUGGAAUUAUUCCUAUUAAGAAAGGUGUAAAGUCAUUUAUUUUGUUGCCCAAUACAUAAUGCAUUUGUACAAUUUAUGGCGUCGAUUCGCUUUAAAUGUAUUUAAGAGUAUUUCGUAUGUAUAUCUGAAGUCCUCCUAAAUGGCUAGAUCGAUUUUCAUGAUUUGUUUGUGUUUUUAUGAGUUGUAUGGUUGGUUAAUAUACCAAUCAAUGUUAAAAAAUAAAAUAUUUAAUAAUUCGCGAUCAAAUGACAAAUUUCAGAAAAUGUGCAAGAAAUAUAAUUAAUAUAAAUUAUGUAUGGCUUCUCCAUUUAAUAUUUGGCUUGGCUGUUUAAACAGUUUCUGUAAUUGUGUAGUUUAACAAUUCCUUGACUGGAAGACAAAUGUUGCCUAAUUAAAUAUAUUUUCAAUUGCAUCGAAGUUAAAUUUCUUUUAGCUAGCUUUUCUCCUAGCUUUAGUUUUUGCAUUACAUGGCCAUGUGAUCGAACGUCACGGCGUAUUAUUAAUCAUCAGGUACCGACGUAUCACGUAUAUAGACCCACUAGUUGUUACCAGCCCGCUUCGCUUGGCAUUAAGUAAAAAAACGGUAGGUAUCAAGCGAAUUCAAAAAAUGAAUACGUCAAUUAAUCAUCCGCUCUAUGUAUGUAUAUAUAUGUUGGUCGUAGU
Molecule: messenger RNA, 4450 nt
Organism: Vanessa atalanta (red admiral)
Lineage: Eukaryota; Metazoa; Arthropoda; Insecta; Lepidoptera; Nymphalidae
Gene: Smyd5
Product: histone-lysine N-trimethyltransferase SMYD5
Exons: 7
Coding region: 128-1282 (384 amino acids)
Molecular function (GO): histone H4K20 methyltransferase activity; protein binding
Source: RefSeq, a predicted model, not a curated record